Messenger RNA from Chiloscyllium plagiosum (whitespotted bambooshark), 1775 nucleotides. It is a transcript of the gene acot7, whose product is annotated as acyl-CoA thioesterase 7. Gene Ontology annotation, molecular function: long-chain fatty acyl-CoA hydrolase activity. The record is from RefSeq and is a predicted model, not a curated record. Gene Ontology annotation, cellular component: cytoplasm; cytosol. Gene Ontology annotation, biological process: fatty acid catabolic process; acyl-CoA metabolic process. NCBI's taxonomy places the organism in Eukaryota, Metazoa, Chordata, Chondrichthyes, Orectolobiformes, Hemiscylliidae.
UCUCCCCAGCUGCUGCUGGAUUUCUUCAGCAUAAUUUGUGAUCCUAGCAUCUGUAGUACUUUUGCCUUUGAAGAAGUUGGCCCGUGCCUCUAUUCCUGGUGAAGGGCUUUUGCCCAAAACGUCGAUUUUCCUGCUCCUCGGAUGCUGCCUAAAUUGCUGUGCUUUUCCAGCAUUACUCUGAUCUUGAAUUUGGUUUCCAGCAUCUGCAGUCAUUGUUUUUAUCCCCGACAGGAAAACUGUGACCACUUCAUCACCUCUCCCCCCACCAAAAAAAAUCUAUAAAUGGACAAAAUGUGAAUUAUUGAUGCUGUAAGUCUGUGUUGGGGAUGUUGAGUUAGGUGAGAAUGUGAUGAGUGCUGACACUCGUCGCUGCCUCAGUGUGUGUCUGAAGCUUCCAGCCUCUCGUCAUCAGCCUCUAUCUCUCUCUCCCUCCCUCCCUGAGACAGAAGUGGACCAGAAACUGCAGGACCAGGAACAGCACCAGGACUCACAUCCGCAUCCAAACCACCAUGCAGGCCGACGAGAAGCUGCACUGCCAGAGCCCGGGCUGCUCCAUCCAAGUCAGCAGGAUCAUGCGUCCCGAUGAUGCCAACAUUGCAGGCAAUGUUCAUGGAGGUACAAUAUUGAAAAUGAUAGAAGAGGCUGGCAUCAUUAUCAGUACCAGGCACUGCAACAGGCAGAAUAAAGAACGCUGUGUUGCUGUAUUGGCUCGUGUGGAGCGCACAGACUUUCUCUCACCAAUGUCCAUUGGGGAUGUAGCUCACGUCAGUGCGGAGAUAACCUAUACGUCAAAGCACUCUGUUGAAGUCCAAGUUAAUGUCAUGGCUGAAAAUAUACUCACAGGUGCUAAGCGAUUGACCAACAGGGCAACACUGUGGUAUGUGGCACUGUCUCUGGAGAAUGUAGAUAAGGUGGUGGAGAUUCCUUCUGUGCAGUAUGCAAAUCCAGAACAGCAAGAAGAAGGUAGAAAGAGGUAUGAAGCUCAGAAACUGGACCGGAUAGAGACAAAGCAAAGGAGUGAAGAUAUCAUCUUGCCUGCCAUCAAUGUGGACCGACAAUCUAAAGAGCCAUAUACUGUAGGAUACAGCCAAUCUAGUCUGAUUCACCUUGUGGGACCAUCUGACUGUGCCCUCCAUAAAUUUGUUCAAGGAGGUGUCACUAUGAAAUUGAUGGAUGAAGUAGCCGGUAUCGUGGCAGCUCGUCAUUGCAAGACCAACAUUGUGACUGCAUCGGUCGACGCAAUAAACUUUCACCAGAAAAUUCAGAAAGGAUCUGUAAUGACUGUUUCUGGUCGAAUGACGUUUACAAGUAACAAAUCUAUGGAGAUUGAAGUUUUUGUGGAUGUUGACCAUGUCAUGGAAAGUCCAAAAGGAAAGGCUCCUGCUGUUACUGCAUUCUUUACUUAUGUUUCCUUGGACAAAGAAGGAAAAGCACUUCCUAUUCCUAUGUUGAAGAUUGAAACAGAAGAUGAAAAGAGACGGUUCGAAGAAGGAAGAAACAGAUACUUACUCACCAAAGCCAAAAGGAUGGCUCAAAUGCAGAAGAGUCAAUGAUGCACAAACCAUCUAUAGCCCAAGGCAGCUAAUGAGAAGUAUUUGACAUUCAGCACUGUAUUACUUGAAAAUUAUUUGAGUCUUAAAUGUUAACCAAAGCACUAUUGUGUACUAUUUAAAACCUAGAUUGUAUUCUAUUUGACAAAUCUAUGCAUUCCAUUGAGAUGUUAUACUAUUGAAAAUAUAUCAUUAUAGAAAUAAAUGCUGCUAGGCCUUGGCUUA